AUGGAUCCCAUCCGGAGCUUCUACGGGAAACUGCGGUCGCUGGCCGUCACCCUGGACAGCGAGACGGCCCGGCUGCAACGGGCGCUGAACGGAGAGGAGAGCGACUUAGAAGAUUAUGCAAUGAAGACUUUAUGUGACCUGCAGUCAGAAGUCCGGACUCUAAAGGAUGAUGUUAAUAUUCUUCUUCACAAAGCAAGCUUGCAAAGUCAAGAAAGCACUGAUUUCUUGAAGGCAACCAAAGUACUGAUGAAAAGAAAUUCAGUGGAUAUUAUAAAAAUAAGAGAAUUUUUCCAGAAGUAUGGAUACAGUCCACGGGCCGAGGAAAAUUCAGUGCCUGAGCAUGAAAUCAUUAAACCAAAAUUGGCUACCUGUGAGAUGCAAGCACCUGAUGGAAAGUGUGAUGUGUCAGAGAAUCCUGUUGUAAGCAGUUCUGUCUCUGAGGUCCCUCCACGCAGUCCACAGCUUUCAGACUUUGGGCUUGAGCGGUACAUGAUAGCCCAAGUUGUGCCCAAUCCACGAGAAAUAAAUAACCGUAAGGAAGAGCCAGUCAUUUUAACCCCACCCACCAAACCAUCGCCAACAAAAACACUAAAGACUCCUAAGUGUGCGCUAAAGAUGGAUGAUUUUGAGUGCAUGACUCCUAAAUUAGAGCACUUCGGUAUCUCUGAGUACACGUAUUUAAAUGAAGACUACACAAUGGGGCUUAAAGGUAGUAAAAGUGGAGAAGCUGUGGAAUCAGAACCAACAGCCAGUGAUGGCUUCUUCGCCUCCCCUGGCCUCAUGACCCAGCAAUUGGGAAAAAAUGAUGCUGCGUGUACAAAUUCACCCUUGGCACCAACGUUCUGCACCCCUGGCUUGAAGAUCCCUUCUACAAUUGACAGUACAGCUUUGAUACCCACGUAUCAUCCAUUACUACAAACAAAGAGUUCAACGAAUGAUUUAGACAGAAAAGAUUGUCCUUCAGUAGCUCUCAGUUCACAAGAAUGCUUUGAAAACCUAGUGGAUCCCUCUUCUCCUAAGAUUUCUUCCUACGAGAAUCUGCUCAGAACACCUACACCCCCAGAAGUGACGACCAUUCCAGAAGAUGUUCUCCAGAUUUUGUCAAAAUACAACUCAAAUCUGGCUACUCCAGUAGCCAUUAAAGCAGUGCCGACCCGAAAAGUCUGUGUCACUAAACAUGAAGGACAGAACACUCAAGAUGUUUGCAACAAGGAAAACGGAGGAAGAUAUAACAUGUUUGAUCCUUGUAUAUCAGACUCCCAAUUUAUCAGUUCCAUGACCUUCUGA
This is a messenger RNA of Chrysochloris asiatica (Cape golden mole), 1287 nucleotides long. It is a transcript of the gene SKA3, whose product is annotated as spindle and kinetochore associated complex subunit 3. The transcript has 9 exons. Gene Ontology annotation, biological process: mitotic cell cycle; chromosome segregation. Bases 1 to 1287 code for a protein of 428 amino acids. NCBI's taxonomy places the organism in Eukaryota, Metazoa, Chordata, Mammalia, Afrosoricida, Chrysochloridae. The record is from RefSeq and is a predicted model, not a curated record. Gene Ontology annotation, cellular component: spindle microtubule; outer kinetochore.